AUGCCAUCGACUUCAACAGCUGCCAGUAGUCGACCGGGUAGCGCUCGAAAAAGCAGUACUCCUAGACGGAUCAACAGUCCCUCAAAUGCCGAGGGAUAUUUCUCAUUUCCCGUAUUUGAGCACGUUCAGAAAGAUGAUGCUACCACCAGCAAAGGCACCAACGAAGAUGAUACCCACAACCAGAACAACAGCGAAGGAACACAUCUGUCUAAAUCAGAGACUACUGCAACAUACAAUUCUCAGAACUCCGGUGCUAGUUCCACUUCCUCUAUGAAACCUGGAUUUUUACGUCAACUAUCUUCAGUGUUCAAGACGAAAUAA
Molecule: messenger RNA, 321 nt
Organism: Kwoniella shivajii
Lineage: Eukaryota; Fungi; Basidiomycota; Tremellomycetes; Tremellales; Cryptococcaceae
Exons: 3
Coding region: 1-321 (106 amino acids)
Source: RefSeq, a predicted model, not a curated record